AUGCGUACCUAUCUUCUCCCCCUUUUCAGCCUUGCGGCGUCCGCUCUCGCUCAAAACUACGGCACAUACGUCAAAACCGACAACGAAGACUGGUAUCUCGCGCUCUACCCAGACGACUCUAAUUCGGAGUUUAUAAACUACGUCUUCUGUGUUUACAACUCCAGCGUGGAUCCAAUCGUAGUGUCUAUCACCGACAAAAAAGAACUUUAUUUCCCAGACUUUCUGUUUUAUUUUGAUAGCACAGACGGAUCGGAUACAACCCUCGGAGGGUUUUCGGCAAGACAAUUCCAACACAAAAGUUCCGACAAAGAAGAAGAAGAAGCAGCAGCCAUCGAAAAAAGACACGAGCUGAAGGGUGAUGAUAAUUCAACGUCCGGGUUUUCAUGGACGGCAAACGGGACGUUAAAGUUUGACUAUGAUGGGUUUUAUGGAUGGGUCAAGUGUGAUAACUUCACUGUUCCUCAUGAAGGUAUAGCGUUUGGUGCAAAUAACCUUUAUUGGGCUAUGGAGCCUAUCAAGGAUAUGCCAUCAUACUGCGAAGAAGUUACUCUCAGCGAGUAUUCGGGGUAA
This is a messenger RNA of Talaromyces rugulosus, 570 nucleotides long. RefSeq lists its product as uncharacterized. The transcript has a single exon. The record is from RefSeq and is a predicted model, not a curated record. The coding region runs from base 1 to 570 and encodes 189 amino acids. NCBI's taxonomy places the organism in Eukaryota, Fungi, Ascomycota, Eurotiomycetes, Eurotiales, Trichocomaceae.